AUGCUGGACUCCAAUCCGAAAUUCCCCAAAAUUAGCCUAAAGCGCGAGACUUGGGAUGCAUUGACCAGCAAGGAUCUCCUCACCACUCACCUUGACUAUUAUUCCUCCUUCACCUUCUCCAAAUUUAUCGAAUCUCUCAACCUCCCUGCCAUUGCUGCUCCCUCCUCCAACGGCUGCCCAGAUGAUCUGGAUGUGCUGGACUUGGACGAGGAACUGACCAGAGCCCUCGAUCACCACUCUAUCAUCACCUCUCAGCUGCCUGACGAUCACAUCCAAACGGCGGACGAGAUAAUUGAGGAGAUCGACCGAUUGAUGGUCGGUGAGGCGGUAGAGCUGGAUCUGGAGCUCUGCGAUCCCCAAGCGAAUGCUGAGUUCCGUGCCACUUACGUCUGGAAGCCAUUGUCAGUAUUGGAGCAGAUGUCCAUCGCUCAACUGAACGCUUUGGUUGAUGAGUUAGAUAUCUGCAUUCGGCACUACUCGGCGUGCCUCGUGCAGGAGCUGGCUUUCCGUGAGGAGUUGGAGUACGAGCAGGAGGUGAAGGAUAUCUUUUUCACGCGCCUCCACGAGGUACAGAAUCGCAUGGACGAGUGGGCCAUUUGCAAUGCUGCGGCGGUUGUGGGGAAUGGCGGCGGCGAUAUGGUCCAUGGUGCAGACCACGAUAAGCAUGACGAUGCUGAGAAUCAGAUGGAGGAAAGGAGUCGUGGGUUGUUUGGAGGCGCUAGUUCAGCCGCAACGGCAAAAGUGAUUCUUGCCAACGCCGCGUUUGCAGUCCGUCGCCGAUGGCGUCGCAUGGGUCGCAGUCUGGAAAAGGCUCGAUCUACAUGGCAUCACCGCGGUCGUCGACACCGAUACCUCACCGAUGACAGCAGUGACGGUGAAGAUCACUACCACCGCCGCCUUCGCGUCCGCACGCAGCCCAUUGAUUCACGUGACAUCGCCGUGGAGGCGACAUCUGGUGGUGGAGGUAAAAUGUGCGUCUCAAACUCUAACCUUGAGUUGGCUCCCGAUGGUGAGGCGGGAGCAGUGGACGAAGAUGAUGAUGAGGAGUGGUCGGUGCGCAGCGAGACGAACUCCACCGCCACCACGCCCACUACCGGUGCUCCGACCAACAGCGCUUCGUCUGUGGGCCAUUCGCCUCGUCACCGUCAGAUUUGGUUCACGUCUACUACCUCUACUGCUAGGGGCAAAAGAAACUUUCAGGAGGACUUGAAGUUUCUGAGCACCAAGAUUCCCUACCACCGGUCAUCGGGCUACGGGGGUGCAUGUACCGGGCCGGCGGUGGGUCAUUUGGAGCUCUUCAACGAGUUCCUCUUCUGUAUGCUCACCAAUAAUCCAAAUCUUACGCCUCUCCUCACUGACUAUAUCCUCAAUGUGUACGCACCCAGUGAGAAGUCGAUGCUGCCGAAGUUGGUCAUUUGA
Echinococcus granulosus is the source of this 1419-nucleotide messenger RNA. RefSeq names its product Fasciculation and elongation protein zeta-2. Bases 1 to 1419 code for a protein of 472 amino acids. Gene Ontology annotation, cellular component: axon; cytoplasm. The transcript is spliced from 6 exons. The record is from RefSeq and is a predicted model, not a curated record. NCBI's taxonomy places the organism in Eukaryota, Metazoa, Platyhelminthes, Cestoda, Cyclophyllidea, Taeniidae.